AUGUUGUUCCAGAAGCUGUGUUUGGCAGCUUUGCUAGCUGUACAGACGACUGCAUUGGCCAUUGGCGGCAAGCCCAAUUUGAUGAUCAAGCCGUACAAGAGGGAGCCGCUGCAGGACAUUGUCACUUGGGAUGAGGUGAGGAAUUCGGCAAGCAUUUGACUCAAUGGAUGGGAAAUGUUCUGACACUUGCCUUUCCCAGCAUUCUCUGUUCGUUCGCGGCGAGCGAGUCCUGUUCUAUUCCGGCGAAUUCCACCCUUUCCGAUUGCCGGUGCCAUCGCUAUGGCUCGAUGUCUUCCAAAAAAUCAAGGCUCUCGGAUAUAAUGGUGUCUCGGUAUACUGGGACUGGGCUCUACUAGAAGGCAAGCAGGGUGAUUUCUCCGCCGAGGGAAUCUUCGCUCUCGAGCCUUUCUUCGAGGCUGCACAGACGGCUGGUAUCUACCUUCUGGCUCGGCCUGGUCCAUACAUCAACGCUGAGGUUUCUGGAGGCGGCUACCCUGGCUGGCUGCAGAGAAACCCAGGACUCCUUCGGACCAGAGAUCAGAGAUACCUGGAUGCGACUAAGAACUAUGUAGACAGCAUCUCGAAGAUUGUUGCCAAGGCUCAGAUCACGAACGGAGGGCCGGUGGUGCUGCUUCAACCAGAGAAUGAAUACUCGCAGGCUAUCAGUGGCUAUGAUCUCUUCCCGGAUCCAGAGUACUUUGGCUAUGUCGAGGAACAGUACCGAAAUAACAGCAUCGUUGUGCCUCUCAUCAGCAACGAUGCUUAUCCGCAUGGAUACUUUGCGACGGGUCCUCCACGCCAGCCAGCUGCUGUUGAUAUCUACGGUCACGAUGGAUACCCACUUGGGUAUGAUUGGAGGAGCUAGAAGCCAUGGAUAGAAGCUAGCUAAUCUCUCACAGCUUUGAUUGUGCCAAUCCCUAUACGUGGCCUGAAGGAGACCUGCCCAUCUAUUACGGCUUCUUGCAUCAAGAGCAGAGUUCAAGCACUCCGUACUCCAUCGUUGAAUUCCAAGGUGGUAGCUUCGACCCAUGGGGUGGUCUCGGAUUUGCGCAGUGCGCUACACUUCUUGGGCCGGAGUUCGAACGAGUGUUCUACAAGAACGAUUUCAGCUUUGGCGUCACGAUCUUCAACAUCUACAUGACAUACGGAGGAACCAAUUGGGGUAUGGCUUUGAAUCUGGACACUCAAGCGUCUUGCUAACGGGCGAAUAGGCAAUCUGGGACACCCCGGCGGAUACACCAGCUACGACUACGGCGCCGUGAUCACCGAAGAGCGCACCGUGGACCGCGAAAAGUACAGCGAAGCCAAGCUGCUUGCAAAUUUCUUGCAGUCCUCGCCCGCCUACCUCACGGCCGAGACUCAAAACAAGAACAACGCGAGCAGCGUGAAUGGCUCGUACACUGGCAACAGCGCAGUUGCUACGACAGCACUUGUUGGCAACGUCACCAACUUCUUCGUUGUCCGCCAUUCUGUAUACAACACUUACGACACUACGCCGUACUCUAUCACCUUCCCCACCAGCAAGGGCAACAUAACAGUACCUCAACUUGGCGGCAGCCUUUCACUGCACGGCCGCGACUCCAAGGUCUUUGUUACAGAUUACGAUGCCAGUGGGGUUCACCUCCUCUACUCCACUGCAGAGAUCUUCACGCACAAGAAGUACGGAAACAAGAAGGUGAUCGUUGCAUACAGUGGUCCCGGAGAGAUAAACGAGCUUGCUCUUACCGGCUGCGGCCAAGGUAAAGUCAUUGAAGGGCCGGCAGUCAAGUUUGCCAGCAAGAAUGGAGCGACCGUCAUACAGUACGACAGCAGCUCAACUCGAAGGAUUGUGCAGCUGGGUAACGAUGUCGCGAUCUACUUGCUCGAUCGCAACGAUGCGUACAACUACUGGGUGAUCGAUUUACCCAGCGAUGCGAUCACGAAGAACUACACGAACAGCAAGACGUUCAACUCAGCUCCGAUUGUCAAGGCCGGGUAUCUGCUGCGGUCUGUCGAGGUGAAGGAUAGCAGCGUUCACCUCGUCGGAGAUCUCAACGCCACCACGCCCAUCGAAAUCAUCGGAGGAGCUCCUCAGCCUCUCAAGAAGCUUACGUUCAACGGAAAGGACAUUCACUUCAAUCAGUCCCACAAUGGAGUGGUGAGCGCGACCGCCUCGUACAGCGAGCCCAGCUUCUCCGUUCCUGACCUCGCGAGCAUCAAAUGGAAGGUUCUUGACAGUCUUCCAGAAGUGCAGAACGGGUACGACGACAGCCUUUGGACGACAGCCAGUCUGACUUACAGCAACAACACUGCCCGUAAUUUGACCACACCAACUUCUCUCUACUCCAGCGACUACGGCUACCACACCGGCAAUCUACUCUACAGAGGCCAUUUCGAAGCCACGGGUAACGAGAGCAGCCUCUACCUCGCCACGCAAGGUGGUAGCGCCUUCGGACAUUCAGUCUGGCUUGACAGCACAUUUGUCGGAUCUUUUUACGGAGCCGACAAGUACGAGAAUUGGAACACGACUUACAAUCUGCCUUCCACAGUUUCUGGCAAGAGCUACGUGAUCACGGUCCUUAUUGACAAUAAUGGCCUGGACGAGAAUGGUGAGGCGGCGAGCAGUGAGAUGAAGAAUCCUCGCGGUAUUCUUGACUUCAACCUCGCUGGCCAUGCCAAGAAAGAUGUCACCUGGAAGCUUACCGGUAACCUCCACGGUGAGGACUACGAGGAUCGCACCCGUGGACCACUCAAUGAAGGAGGUCUCUACGCCGAGCGACAAGGCUACCAUCUCCCAGGUGCGCCCACUUCAUCUUGGAAAGAUAGCAAAGGACCAGCAGAAGGCAUAUCUGGCCCAGGCGUAGCGUUCUACUCCACCACAUUUGACCUCAAUUUUCCCCAGGGUUAUGAUAUCCCGCUCAGCUUCAGCUUCGCGAACAGUAGCAGCAACACUUCUGCAACGACGCCUAGCUACCGCAGUCAAAUCUACGUCAACGGCUAUCAAUUCGGCAAGUAUAUUCACAACAUUGGCCCGCAGGAUGUCUUUCCGGUUCCGGAGGGUAUCUGGAACUAUCAGGGGAGCAACUAUGUUGCCGUUAGUCUCUGGUCGCUGGAGGAGACAGGUGCCAAGGUCGAUGGAUUGAAGCUGGUGGCGGGCGUGCCUGUCCAGAGCGGAUUUGGACCUAUUGCCCCUGCACCGCAGCCGGCAUGGAAGAAGAGAGCGAGUGCGUAUUGA
Messenger RNA from Lecanosticta acicola, 3214 nucleotides. The record is from the annotation of a GenBank genome assembly. Lineage: Eukaryota; Fungi; Ascomycota; Dothideomycetes; Mycosphaerellales; Mycosphaerellaceae.